Stereum hirsutum FP-91666 SS1 is the source of this 1314-nucleotide messenger RNA. RefSeq lists its product as uncharacterized. The transcript has 4 exons. Gene Ontology annotation, cellular component: actin cortical patch. The record is from RefSeq and is a predicted model, not a curated record. Bases 41 to 1174 code for a protein of 377 amino acids. Lineage: Eukaryota; Fungi; Basidiomycota; Agaricomycetes; Russulales; Stereaceae. Gene Ontology annotation, molecular function: phosphatidate phosphatase activity.
GUUUUCCUCUCUCGAGCUCAUCUACUGGCACAUCGCGACCAUGAAGGCGACCACACUCACUAAUACCCUGCCACUCCUUUUCUUCGGGGCCAAAGCCUUCGCUGUUCCGGUUCUCGACGCUCGCAUCAACGUCCUCCAGUCAGCCGUCCUCUUCGAUGGCGCCGCAUUUCAGUCUCCCUCGGAUAGUAGCACCACCGUCGCACAAUUGCAGGCCUUCGUCUACCUCCGCCAGAUCGAUAUCUCCUCCCUCGUAUCCGCCGCAUCUUCGCUCUUCGCGGACACCUUCGGUCUCGACGUCUCUGACGGUGCCACGAAUCUCGCAAGCCGUUUAGAGCUUUUUACGGCCAUUGGGGAGUCGGGACAAAGUGUAGAUUUGACGGUGACUGGGUGUGGGGAUGUGGUGUUGGGCAAGACGGACGGACUGGGGAGUAAUCUGGGAAUGGUGGAGAGGAAUGUGACGUUGGGGAGCUGUGAUGGAAGCGAUACUUUUGCUGCGACGGCGAGUGUGGCUUCUUUCGAUAACAGAGACUUCAACACCACCAUCUUCAACCAUGCACCCACUGGAUUUGGUGUCAUCUCCGAUAUCGACGACACUUUGAAAAUCACAGGCGUCCUCGACACAGCAACGGCUCUCCAGAACACGUUCCUUAACGACCCGGAACCGAUCGCCGGAAUGCCCGACGUGCUCUCCUCUCUCCAAUCCUCCCUCUCGGACCCCGCCGUCUUCUACAUCUCUGGUUCCCCUUUCCAAUUAUACCCCUUUUUGCACGACUUUAUCGACAGCACAUACCCCGCCGGACCUAUUUAUUUGCAGAACCUGUCGUUCAGCGAUAUUUCGGGACUGGUUUCUUUCAUCACGGACGACGACGAGAUUUUCGACUACAAGCUGAGUCAGAUCGACAAUAUCCAGGGGAUGUACCCCGCGCGCACGUUCCUCACCAUCGGAGACUCGACGCAGAAGGACCCAGAGACCUAUGGCGCUGCAUUCCGUCUCUUCGGAUCAUCCUUCGUCUCGUGUAUCUGGAUCCACCUCGUCGACGGCGCGAACAACACUGAUGCGCGGUUCGCGGCGGCAUUCAUUGAUGUCCCAGCCACGAAUUACAGGCUCUACACGGACGAGGAUAUAACGAACGGGACGUUGACUGGAAUCGACGUCGCUGGGGGUAGUUGCUAGCACUCUCGUCUCACUUCUCCCUUUGUAUCGGGUUCUCGUGACAGACUAGUCCCACUUGCUAGUGUCGUAUUGGUUCAAAAUGCUAAGGAUACAUACUCGUGUAGCAGUCUCUGGGUACGAAUCAAUUGUUUUUCUAUGCG